Molecule: messenger RNA, 2526 nt
Organism: Truncatella angustata
Lineage: Eukaryota; Fungi; Ascomycota; Sordariomycetes; Amphisphaeriales; Sporocadaceae
Product: C2H2 finger domain protein
Exons: 3
Coding region: 1-2526 (841 amino acids)
Biological process (GO): regulation of transcription by RNA polymerase II; DNA-templated transcription
Cellular component (GO): chromatin
Molecular function (GO): DNA-binding transcription factor activity, RNA polymerase II-specific; RNA polymerase II cis-regulatory region sequence-specific DNA binding; zinc ion binding
Source: RefSeq, a predicted model, not a curated record
AUGCCUGCCGCCAACGUUGCCGUCGCCCCUGCGACAUCUGCCGCAUCAACUCCGGCCGCUCGCAAAACCUCAGUUGCGGGUGCACAGCCAGAGAGGAAAUACAAAUGCCAGUUCUGCGCAAGGGCAUUCAGCAGAAGUGAGCACCGGAGUCGACACGAGCGAUCACACACCAAAGAACGUCCCUUCAAAUGUAUGAAGUGUCGUAGCACAUUUGUGCGCCGCGACCUUCUACUACGACACGAUCGCACUGUCCACGCCAAGGAUGGGGGCGUUCCUCUGCACAGCGACGGCAAGCGCCGCGCUGGUCCCAAGGCUCCCCGUGCCGUCGGUGGUCCUUCCAAAGCAUCCAUCGCUCUUGAUAAUGCCACCCUCGAGCAACUCGAGGCCAGCAGCGAUGGCAACUUCGACGUUGAAACAGCUGCCAUGUUGAUCACGGACCUCCAGCACAAGACCGCUAUGCGACACAGUGGAAUCCCUUUCGAGGCCGCUUCAGGAAUGGCAUCCAUGGCUUACUCGCAAAACGACACCCCCAUGAUGGACUCUGCUGUCACCUUCCCGCCGCCUCCGUCCGAGUCCAUGCAUCGAGAUGUUCCGUGGGACGCAUUCUUGCACCAGGAGCCCAAAGCCAACUCCAUUACUUCCUCUGCAUCCUUCAACGACCAGCAGUCCCUUGCUUCUGUGAGUAACGCACGCGCACACCCACACGCACCUGUACACGUCCAGGCCCAGGUCAACCCCAGUCCUCGGUUGCCCUGUUUCCCCAAUGCCAGUCGUACGUGCAACGGUCUUGUUCCUGCUUUGCAGUCCAUGAUCAACUCGCUGCCUACUCCCAUCUCUACUGGUCCUCCUACCGUCUCCGCCUCCACUGCUCCUACUUCACCCCUUUUGAAUCGAAUCAUGGAACCGUUUACUGAUCCGACCAAGGCCGCCAAUUCCAGGACCCCCCAGGUACUCAGUGACGACGAGAGGAAUAUGAUCUUGGACAACAUCAGGGUACAUGACACUGACCGCGCAAUUCCUGACGGCUUCCGAGUCCCGAGUUUGGCUUGCUUAAAUCGCUACCUGUCAACGUACUUCAACCUGUUCCACCAUCACCUGCCGUUCUUGCACCCUGCUUCUUUCAGGCCUACCGAGGUGUCACCAGCGCUUUUGCUCGCCGUUCUGUCUAUCGGUGCGCUCUACGCGUUCGACCAAGAUCAGGCCUAUCUGAUGCACAUCGGGGCCAAGGUCCUUGUCAACCAGUUCCUGCAGAACAAGGAGAACUUCAGCUCUCGCAAGUGUCCCCUCUGGACCAUGCAAAGUUCGUUGCUCAACAUGAUCUUUGCCAGCUGGAGUGGCGACCCCAAGGGUCUUGAAUGGGCCUGCUCGAUCAAGAGUUUGCUUGCCAAUAUGGUUGCUGGCAAUCGAUACGAGCUCAAGCUACGACAUGACUCUCGCGUCGGCGCGCAGCCCACGCGCGCUGAAUGGGUCGAAGACGAAGGUUGCCGCCGUACCUACUACGCCGUUUACAUCUUCUUUGGCUUGCUCACCUUGUCGUACAACCACACACCAGCCAUCAGCUUCAACGAGUUCGAGGACUUGCAACUACCUUCUUCAGAGGGUCUUUGGAACUCCAAGGUGACCGACGAAGAAGCUUGGCAGGACCAGUUGAAGGCGUACCCUGUGCCUACAUUCAUGCACGCUCAUGACAACCUUUUCCAGGGUGAGACGUUGAAGUACAGCGCCUUUGCGACGCGUGUUAUGAUCAAUGCUUUGUUCUUGGAAGUCUGGUACCACAAGCGCAGCCCCGAAGCUCUGCAAGACGUCGUAACCGAGUACAAACUCAGACUCGCUCUCGAGACCUGGGAGAAAUCUCUGGAUCUCUGUGAACCUGAGGCUGACACGGUCCCGCUCAGCGCGCCAUACAAAGGUCACCCUCUUAUCUUCAACGCUCGAGCCAUGUUCCGCAAUGCGCGCGCACGGCUCGAAGUUGAUCUCAAGACGGUUCAAGAGGCACUUCGUUAUCACGAUCCUUACGAGGUAGCCGCUACCAUGUCUGCUGCGCGUGAUCGAGUCAAGCGUUCCGGUGAGAUGCUCAAGGUCAUCCAGGAGUGCUACGAGUGCAUCGAGAUUGCCGUUCGCCAGGGUGUCCGAUGGGUUGCUCGCACGUCGCCAACGAACUGGAGCGUCGAACAUCCACUAUGUGGCAUGGAUCUCAUGAUCGUCCUCACUUUGUGGCUCUACCGUCUGGAACAUGACGAAGAGCCGGCAUCUGAAGAAGAGGGAGCCAUGUACAUGAAGAUUCGCGCUCUGUUCGAGAACGAACCGGACAACCCUCCUACUUCUCAGUUGAGUUCCAUUGUCGCAAACCUUUGGGGUUCGAUACUAUCCGAGGUAGUUGUGUGGGGAAUCACCCGACUCAUGGGAGAGUCCUUCCACCUCCAUGCUCAAGCACUCAUCGGGUACGUGGACGAUGUGGAAGCAUCUUCCAACGUGUCAACGCCUUCGAUGAUAUCCCAAGGCGCCGAUGAGGAAAGCGUGUACUAA